This is a messenger RNA of Tilletiaria anomala UBC 951, 2845 nucleotides long. Its product is annotated as magnesium-translocating P-type ATPase family protein. Gene Ontology annotation, cellular component: membrane. Gene Ontology annotation, molecular function: P-type magnesium transporter activity; ATP hydrolysis activity; ATP binding. The record is from RefSeq and is a predicted model, not a curated record. The coding region runs from base 1 to 2646 and encodes 881 amino acids. Gene Ontology annotation, biological process: monoatomic ion transmembrane transport; magnesium ion transport. Lineage: Eukaryota; Fungi; Basidiomycota; Exobasidiomycetes; Georgefischeriales; Tilletiariaceae. The transcript has 2 exons.
AUGCAAUAUUCGCUACGACCUGUUUCGCAAACGCUCCAAGAGCUCCGUACUUCCGCCACUGGUCUCGACGCUCGGCUCGCUGCCGAUCGCCUCAAGUCCGACGGUCCGAACCAGCUCUCCAACUUGAAUAAGCUCCCGUGGUGGCGCAUGCUGAUCGAUAACAUCUUCAACCCUUUCAACGCCAUCCUCACGGUGCUCGCUGUCAUUGCUAUUUCUACCCAGGAUUAUGCCACCUUCACCAUACUCAUGCUUAUGGUCGUUCUCAGCGUUACGCUCCGAUUCGUCCAGGAGCACAAAUCUGCUAAGGAUAUAUAUGCUCUCAAAGCUCUGGUCGAUAACUCAUGCCUCGUCCUAGGAAGGGCCAACGCUGAUGCCUCCCCCCACAAGAUCGACCGAGCCCAACUUGUCGUCGGCGACGUGGUCAGGAUCUCGACUGGCUCGGUCAUCCCAGCCGACUGCCUUGUAAUCUCAUCCGAGAUGCUUAGCGUUUCACAGAGCACCUUGACUGGGGAAAGUAUCACAUUGGAGAAAUACCCCCUCCCCACUGCGUCCUCGUGGGAGUCAAACGACAAGUCCAUUAACGCGAUCGACCGACCCAACGUCCUUUUUAUGGGAACACAUGUCGUCAGCGGGCAUGGUGAUGCUCUCGUGAUCGCCACGGGAGACAGAACCUAUAUUGGCACUGUCGCUUCGGUGUCCAACGAAGCAAAGACUCAGAAUGACUUCCAGCGCGGCAUCUCACAGGUCUCAAUGCUCUUGCUGGCUUUCAUGUUCGUCAUGGCCCCAACUGUUCUCAUCAUCGACGGUCUCGUCACGAAGGACUGGAAGAAUGCCGCCCUCUUCUGCUUGUCCGUCGCCGUGGGCUUAGUCCCGGAAAUGCUUCCCAUGGUCACCACUGCCAACCUGGCUCGUGGCGCUAUCCUCAUCGCUCGCAAGAAAGCCAUCAUCAAACAGCUCGACGCUGUCCAGAUCCUCGGAUCUAUUGAUAUUCUCUGCAGUGACAAGACCGGAACACUGACCGAAGAUCACGUCAGUGUUGCUUCCAGCGCAGACGCUGACGGACAACCUCUCAAUACCGCACUCGAACUCGCUUACGUCAAUGCCAAACUUCAGACGUCCGACUUUGUCAACAACAUCGACCGCGCCAUCCUGGCUCGUGUCGAGGAGGUCAGGAAGGAUGGCGACACCUUGCCUCCGUCUUCAGUCAUUCUCAACAACAAGAGCAAAGUUGCCGACAUCCCAUUCGACUUCUACCGCCGAGUUGUCUCUGUUCUCUUCUUCCAGCCCCAAGAGUCCGAGAAACUCACACUGGUGUGCAAAGGAGCUGCAGAGGAGGUGAUCCGUCGUUGCACACACGCUAGAGCUGGCAACGAAAUCUCUAUCAUCAAUUACAAAGUUUGCGCUGACCUCACCGCUGAGUUUGCGAAGAGAGGAGAGAGAGUCAUUGGAGUCGCAACACGUCGGGUGGACAGCGGCCAACUGGUCAACAAUGCAGCAACCCCCGACCUCGAGGUUGACAUGGUGCUCGAAGGCUUCAUCUCGAUCCUCGACCCUCCCAAGCCUGACGCCAAAACCGCGAUCGCCAACAUGCGGAAGCUCGGCGUGACCACCAAGGUUCUAACGGGCGAUGCUCUUCCGACCGCCCAGCGCGUCUGCGAGAUUCUGGACAUGAUCCCCGAGUCCGACGGCGUAAGCGACUUAUGCAUCACUGGCUCUGACCUUGCCCAGCUCGGCCCUGUGGAGUUCGCUGAUGCCGUCGAGAAUAAGUGUGUCUUUGCCAAACUCACCCCAAUCCAGAAGCUAGAGGUAGUCCGAUGCCUCCGUACGCAGGGUCACCAAGUUGCCUUCCUUGGUGAUGGCGUCAACGACGGCCCUGCCCUACGAGGCUCUAGCUGUGGGAUCUCGGUCAACACAGGCUGCGACAUUGCCAAGGACGCUGCCAACGUGAUCCUCACUGAAAAAGGGCUCGACGUCAUCCUCGACGCCAUCAUCGUGGGUAGGAUGAGCUUCAUUAACACGCUCAAGUACAUCAAAAUGGCCGCUUCCUCCAACUUUGGCAACGUCUUUUCAGUCACUGUAGCUGCCUCCUGGCUUCCUUUCCUGCCCAUGAGCCCAACGCAACUCCUCGUUCAGAACCUCCUCUACGACAUCUCGCAGGCUUCGAUCCCGUGGGACAAUGUCGACGAAGAAAUGAUCCUCGAACCCGUCACGUGGUCGACCAAAAGCAUGCUCAAGUUCAUGGUCUUCAUCGGCCCGCUGUCGAGCCCUUUCGACAUUUUCACCUUCAUCGUCAAUUGGUUCUACUUCGGAUACCAAAACGCCGACAACGCGAGCCAGGUGGCGAAAUUUCAAACUCACUGGUUCUUGGAGGGUUGCCUUACUCAGGUGGCCAUCGUCCACGUCCUCCGAACGGCAAAGCUGCCCUUCUUGCAGAGUCGCGCCAGCCUGAUGGUCUCCGUUACGACCUUUCUCAUCGCCAUGGCCGCCAUGGCGUUCCCCUACAUUCCAUUCCUCCGCAACGCCCUCGGGAUGGCUAUCCCAGAGCAUAUGUUCUAUGCCUUCCUCUUCCCUUACAUUUUUGCGUACAUCAUCAUCGUCCAGGUGGCAAAGAGUACCUUCAUCAAAUUCAACAAAGUCUGGCUUUAGGACCACUUGAGCUUAUCGUCUCCUGUGCUCCGAAAAAGUCUCAUCAACACACCUCCCUUUGCCUCGCUUCAAUCCGCCCCCACCCCUCCCCAUUUCUCCACCCCUUUAGAAUCCUCGUCCGUCUUCAACAGGCUCUUCUCAAAGGAAACGCUCGUGCUCAUGUAGAGUUUAAGAAAAAUAGAAUUUUCCAUGUUUUCAC